Molecule: messenger RNA, 642 nt
Organism: Protopolystoma xenopodis
Lineage: Eukaryota; Metazoa; Platyhelminthes; Monogenea; Polystomatidea; Polystomatidae
Source: the annotation of a GenBank genome assembly
AUGUCCCUUUGCGGUCUCCCAAAACCGGUUACUCAGUCCGAGGGUGGCUUUAACCCAACUUUAGCCCAGUCAGAGUCAAGCCAAAUAAAGCUGGCCUCGGCAGGGACUCAACUCGAAGGGUGUUGCUUCCGAGUCGGGUGCUGUGAUCACUGCCACAUAAACCUGCGGUGUUGCUAUUCUAGAAAAACUGAAUCUAACACUUUUUCUUCUCUUUCAACGAAACAGAAUGUGUGUGAUUAUGGCGAGUGGCGCACAGAUGUGGCUUGUUCGGCCACUUGUGACGGCGUCAAACCAUUGGCCAUCGGGGUCAAGCAUCAAGUCCGACCUUUAAUCCACAACGCAAUAUGGCAAGAUGACUACGCAUGUGUACUGGAACGAUACCUCCCCUGCAACAUCUCAUGUACAGUUGACUGCCAAGUUAUCAAAUACUCCGAAGGCCAAUGUACGAUACCUUGUCGGAAUGGUGAGACAGAAGAGUGCUCUCAGAUGUGUGGACUCGGUCUCCGCCAGCUCAUCCCAGAGGUGAUUCGUCCCAGUGAGAAUGGUGGACGAGACUGCGAGAAAAAAUACGAAGUUUGUGAUCUGGGUGACUGCACUGGAGGUGGUAGCUAUGAUGUUGGGGAGCCCCAUUUCCCCGUUUGU